Myotis daubentonii (Daubenton's bat) is the source of this 2822-nucleotide messenger RNA. It is a transcript of the gene TMEM236, whose product is annotated as transmembrane protein 236. Lineage: Eukaryota; Metazoa; Chordata; Mammalia; Chiroptera; Vespertilionidae. The record is from RefSeq and is a predicted model, not a curated record.
AAAGUCACUGGUUAGUGAUUCGAGUACAAGGAACUUGAUCCUAGUUCAUAUCUGAGUGUCCAUAUGCUGCUCACUGUCGGAGGGGGAGUGUUGGGCCCGCGGCUGCUCGCACUGCCUGGAGAUGGCUUCCGGAAGACUCAUCAAGCUCCUGGUGUUUGAGCUUCUUGAGUUUGCUGCUUUCUCCAUCCCCACGCUCGUGAUUGUGGAACAGUUCGCCACUGCCUAUCAAUGGUCAAGGAAAACAGGAGAAAAAACUCAUUAUUGGCUGAUCGUUUCCUGUUCAAUUGCCUAUGUGGCUUCAGUGAGUCUAUUGAUUUGGGUUCCCAUAAAAGUUCUCUUAUACAAGAAACAUCAUCUUUCAAAAAAAAUUAAAGGAUGGAGACCUGUUAUGAUGAUGUGUGUAGUGCUCACCACACUCCCCAGUUUCAGCUUUUCUAUAGCAGUGACGGAGGUUCAAAAGAGUGUUAAUGGUUCUGCUAAUAACUUGCCGGACACCUUGCCUGACCUACCAGUCUCUCUGGUUCUGACUUCCUUGAUCGUGGUUGACAUCAUUGAAAAACUCAGGACAUACCCUCUUAGAGGGAGGCAAAAAAGUAAUGAAGAUACGCACAUCCGUGCCACCACGUUGCAACGCAUAAGAACCGUGACGGAUCAAGAGAGGCCAAACGAAGGAAGCCCUGCGCCUCCCCAGCCAGCCCCGAGGACCACGGCCCCGGCCCCGGCCCCGGCCCCGGCCCCGGCAGCCGCCGCGCGGAGCCCGGCCCCUGCGGAGGCCGGAGCCCAGGAGCCCGCCUUCCAGUCCCCGGUCCUGAGAGCCCUGUCCCAGCGGGACGCUCGCGCGGAGAUUUUCCUGUGGAGCUUUGUGCUCUGGUCUGACACCAUCGAGAUGGUGCGUGUGGCCGGCCACCAAGCUGUGUACAAGUCCGCCUGGCUCUACCCAGUCUACCUGUUCAGUUUCAUCUCGCUCCUUCGCAUUAUAUUCACGCCCCAGAACCCCCUGCUGAAUUCCCUGGGCGUCCUGCUCCAGGAUUUACCCUUCAUUUUUGUCAGGCUUGGCUUAAUCAUCGACCUGGGCACGAUCACGCCCGUGCUGGGCCUCUGCAAGAAUGUGCUGGUGACUCUCUCUUACGGUUACUUCAAUUACUUAACCAAAUACAGGGUUUUCUCCUCCUUUGAGCUGUCUUCAUUUUAAAAAGGAACUGUACUAUAGUUAAGCCUCUUUAUUAUGCAUGUGGACACAUUUGUAAUCUUAUUCUUUUCUGGGGUAUAUGUUUUUGCACUAUAUAAAAGAAAUGAAACUAGAUCAUAGAAAAUAAGCUAUUUUUUUUUUUAAAAAAUGGUACCAUCAGGUUUUUUAAAUGUGUAUAAAUGGUGCUAAAUUUAAGUAAGUUUAUGUCCUUAUAAGUUGACUCCCCUGCAUCUCUAAAAAAUAGUAGUUAAUUUUAGUUAGUUUUGUGUACUGCACCUUUCUUAAAACACUCUUCAAUAAAGCCUGUAAACCAAAUGAGAACAUGUUUCUCCACUAAAUUCAAGACUGAGAUUUUUCUUAUUUAAUUAAUCAUAUUAUAUUAAAUAUCACUACAGGAAUUAAAUAAUUAAAAUUAAUUUCUAGAAAAUACACCUGGAGUUCUUGAAUAAUUUUUAGGUUAUACUUUUUAAAAAUCUGAAUUGUAGUUUUAGGGUCUCCUUCAAACAUGGAAUUAUGUUCUUCAUCCUACUUUGAUAAGUGUAUUUUAUGUAAUUAAUUGAUUUCAGCAGAGAAAGCAAUUCUGUUUAACAUAUUUGCCUCACUUUAAGGCUUAGCUUUUUUUAUGAGUACUAAAGUACUAACGUAAAGAUUGUUUAAUAUAGUAAAUUCAAGGUACAUCAGCAAUACCUAGGUAAAAUUUUAUAAUAGGAAGCCAUAAAUUUGAGAGGUAGAUAUCAAAGCAAAAGAAUAUUUUGGGGAAUUUGAGACCAUCAUAAAAAUAAUCACGUACAAGUCCCGUUUAAAAUUAGAGUUCAACUUACAAAUGCACUAGUUAGUGUCUUACGUGGUUAUUAUAUAAAACGCAUAGCUUGAUGUAAAUAAUUAGAUACAUAAUUAUGCAAUUUGCCUUCACUAUGUUGAGACACUCUUGAAUAUUCAUAGUAGAGGCUCUUCAUUUUAUAUGAAUUUUCUGGUGCUAGAAGGAUUUGCAGAGUCUUGUGUGUGCAGAAUGUUUUACAGAGCCAGGCUCUUCAACAAUCCGUUAACAAAUAGCUUAAAAGUGUAAAACUGAAUUUGCCUGCCUCCCCUUACUCUCCACCAAUGUCCCCAACUCACUGUUCUGUGCUUUCUGGUUUCCCCUCACAUUGUCAGGCCUAUUUGCAGCUGUUAAAAGCUUAGCUUCUGGCUUUGACUUUGGGCAAGUUAUUUGACCACUGUAAGCCCUAGUUUCCACAUCUAAAAGCUGAGCAAUGGCGGGAGUGGAGGGGGAUGGGAGCGUGUGAUAGAGGGAUAGAGGAGAUAAAAGGUGAUGGGAAACAUAAAAUAAAAGUUGUGGAAAGUACUUUAAUAGGGUUGAGAGGAUUAAAUGAGGGAAGGAAUGUUUUCAUCACAUUGUCUGGCAAUGAAGAGUAACUCAAUAACUGUUAAAGUAUUUUAAUUGUAUCAAAUAAAAGAGAGACAGGUAGCUAAAUGCAUUAUUUUAAUUUUCCUUUUGCAUUCUUUUCUGGGUCUCUGCUUACCCUCAAAAAUAAUAAUUUAAACCAUGCACUUAUGAAAAAUAAUAUGUAAGUCUUAAGUAUACCUGAAGUAAUUUUUUUAUCAAGUAGUAGUAUGUUCAUAAGUGAGAAAUGUA